Messenger RNA from Carlito syrichta (Philippine tarsier), 2709 nucleotides. RefSeq names its product PHD finger protein 1 (gene PHF1). The record is from RefSeq and is a predicted model, not a curated record. Lineage: Eukaryota; Metazoa; Chordata; Mammalia; Primates; Tarsiidae. Bases 660 to 2369 code for a protein of 569 amino acids. The transcript has 15 exons. Gene Ontology annotation, molecular function: DNA binding; chromatin binding. Gene Ontology annotation, biological process: regulation of DNA-templated transcription; chromatin organization. Gene Ontology annotation, cellular component: nucleus.
CUGCCGCUGCCGCUGCUUUGGCUGCUGCGUCAUACGCCCCAGAGCCGCCGGGACGGAGGGGCUGGGCCUGGGGACCCCCCGGCCUCCGCCUGCACGCCCCCCGACGCCCGGACGUGCCCUCCCCGCUUGGGGGGCUAGCCUAGGUCUCCUACGUCUGCCCCUGCCCGGCUCCCGGCGGCCCCAGCUGUCACCGGUAAGGAGGCGGCAGGAGGCGCCGGUGGGGGGCAGGGAGCCGGGGGUCGGCGCGCAGGGCGCGGGCGGGAGAACCUCGCCGCCCUGGCCUCGGGUCCGGGCUGGGCCGACUCAAGUCCCUUCUCGGACUUGCAGUCGUGGGGAGUACAGACAGGGAUUGGGACACGCCCCCCUCCCGGGGCACUCAGGGAAGUUCUCUAACCUGGGGGCUUGGAGCCCCGAAUUUGAGGAUAACCUGACAUAACCUGGCAUCAGGGUAAUUGUUCUUAACGAGACACACAGGCCAGGGGAACCAGCUGUUUCCACUCUGGAAAACAUCUCCAGAAAAGCUCCCCAAACACAUCUCCGGGCAACAGAGCACCCCAAUUAUGAUACCUCUAAACAACAGGGGAAGGUGAAACUGAGUGGUAACCUUUGCUUCUGCAACCAUCAUUUCUCCUAACAUCUAAAGGCCCCCCCAGGAUGCAAUGGCGCAGCCCCCCCGGCUGAGCCGCUCUGGUGCAUCCUCACUUUGGGACCCAGCUUCUCCUGCUCCCACCUCUGGCCCCAGGCCUCGACUUUGGGAGGGUCAAGAUGUGCUGGCCAGAUGGACUGAUGGGCUGCUAUACUUGGGCACCAUCAAGAAGGUGGACAGUGCUCGGGAGGUGUGUCUGGUCCAGUUUGAGGAUGAUUCCCAGUUUCUGGUUCUAUGGAAGGACAUUAGCCCUGCUGCCCUUCCUGGGGAGGAACUCCUCUGUUGUGUCUGUCGCUCUGAGACUGUGGUCCCUGGGAAUCGGCUGGUCAGCUGUGAGAAGUGUCGCCACGCUUAUCAUCAGGACUGCCAUGUUCCAAGGGCCCCAGCCCCUGGAGAGGGAGAGGGCACUUCCUGGGUCUGCCGCCAGUGUGUCUUUGCAAUCGCCACCAAGAGGGGAGGUGCACUGAAGAAGGGCCCUUAUGCCCGGGCCAUGCUGGGUAUGAAGCUUUCUCUGCCAUAUGGACUGAAGGGGCUGGACUGGGACGCUGGACAUCUGAGCAACCGACAGCAGAGCUACUGUUACUGUGGUGGCCCUGGGGAGUGGAAUCUGAAAAUGCUACAGUGCCGGAGCUGCCUGCAGUGGUUCCAUGAGGCCUGCACCCAAUGUCUAAGCAAGCCCCUCCUCUAUGGGGACAGGUUCUAUGAGUUUGAAUGCUGUGUGUGUCGGGGGGGCCCUGAGAAGGUCCGGAGGCUACAGCUUCGCUGGGUGGAUGUGGCCCAUCUUGUCCUCUAUCACCUCAGCGUUUGCUGUAAGAAGAAAUACUUUGAUUUUGACCGCGAGAUCCUCCCCUUUACUUCUGAGAAUUGGGACAGUUUGCUUCUGGGGGAGCUUUCAGACACUCCCAAGGGAGAACGUUCUUCCAAGCUCCUCUCAGCUCUCAACAGCCACAAGGACCGUUUCAUUUCAGGGAGGGAGAUUAAGAAGAGGAAAUGCUUGUUUGGUCUCCAUGCUCGGACCCCUCCCCCAGUGGAGCCCCCUACUGGAGAUGGAGCCCCCACCAGCUUCCCUUCAGGGCAGGGCCCUGGGGGAGGGGUCUCACGUCCCCUGGGGAAGCGCCGGAGGCCGGAGCCAGAGCCCCUGAGGAGGAGGCAGAAGGGGAAAGUGGAGGAGCUGGGGCCACCCUCAGCAGUGCGCAAUCAGCCCGAGCCCCGGGAGCAGAGGGAGCGGGCUCGUCUGCAGAGGGCACUGCAGGCCUCAGUGUCUCCACCACCUCCCAGCCCUAACCAGAGUUACCAGGGCAGCAGCGGCUACAACUUCCGGCCCACAGAUGCCCGCUGCCUGCCCAGCAGCCCCAUCCGGAUGUUCGCUUCCUUCCACCCUUCUGCCAGCACCGCAGGGACCUCUGGGGAUGGUGAACCCCCAGACAGGUCACCCCUGGAACUUCACAUUGGUUUCCCCACAGACAUCCCUAAAAGUGCCCCCUACUCGAUGACUGCCUCGUCUUCCUCAGUCCCAGCCCCAGCCCCAUCCCCAGGUCUUCCUAGACGCUCAGCACCCUCUUCUCCCCUGUGUCGUAGUUUGUCUCCUGGGACUGGGGGAGGAGUCCGAGGUGGGGUUGGCUACCUGUCCCGAGGGGACCCUGUCCGGGUCCUUGCUCGGAGAGUACGGCCUGAUGGCUCUGUGCAGUACCUGGUUGAGUGGGGAGGAGGGGGCAUCUUCUGAACAGCCUGCCUCUGCUGCCUCCCCAUUCACACACACCGGCACUUUCGUACCCUGACCUCUGACCUCACCUACAGCUGGGAUGUACCUGGAGAUAGGGAGUAGUUCUCCCUACUACCCAGGCUGGAAUCCAAGUGGGGGGUGGUGUGGAAGAGGCUCUCUCUUCUCUGCCUUCCUUCAUGAUUCCUGACCACCCCAUCCUUCUUCCCAUUUCCUUUGAUGUUAUUUUGUUACAACUUUUAAAAUAUUUUUUAAAAUUAUUUAACCCCUGGGGGCAGAGACUGAGGGGGGAGGGAAGGGAUCCCAGACUCUGUAUGAUUGAAAUAAAGAGAAAUAAUUAAAU